This is a messenger RNA of Tetrahymena thermophila SB210, 900 nucleotides long. Its product is annotated as Cwf15/CWC15 cell cycle control protein. Gene Ontology annotation, cellular component: catalytic step 2 spliceosome. The record is from RefSeq and is a predicted model, not a curated record. Gene Ontology annotation, biological process: mRNA cis splicing, via spliceosome. NCBI's taxonomy places the organism in Eukaryota, Ciliophora, Oligohymenophorea, Hymenostomatida, Tetrahymenidae. The transcript is spliced from 7 exons. Gene Ontology annotation, molecular function: RNA binding.
AUGACUACUGCCCAUAAGCCUACUUGGUAGCCAGCUAGAGGAACUGAAACCGGUGGUGCUAGCUUAAGCGUGCCUACAAGAUCUUAUUCUUCAAGAGAUCUACCUGGUCAUCUUACUCUUAAAGUGAGGCAAGAUGGUUAAAACAGCAGAAAUGAUUUAAAAUAUAAAGAUUUCAAGGCUGAAUUGUUGGAAAAAGAGAAAAAAUAUUAGAAAGAAAAGAAUGAAAAACUUGGAAUUUACAGUUAAAUUGAGGAAGAUAAAAAGGAUCCCAUCACAUACAAAGAGCCAGAGUAGCGUAAAAAGCUGAAAACAGAAUCUUCAAAUGUCAUUUAAUAACUGAAGCAAUAUGGCAGUGAUGAUGAAGAUGACAUAAAAAAUAAACCCAUUAGUGGAAUAGGUGAUAAUGAUGAAGAAAGUGAUUCAAAUAGCAGUAGCAGUGAAGAAAUAGAUGAAGAAGCAAUUAAAAAGAAAGCUGCAGAAUCAAUAAAUCCUUUUCCUUAAGACGCAGAUGAUUUAGAUUUUGCAAAUACAUCUUCAUCAGAGUCUGAAAAAGAAGACAAAGAAGCUUCGAGUCAAAGCAGCAGCAGUGAUAGUGAUAGCGAUGACGAAGAAUUACUGAUGAAGGAAUAUCAAAAAAUAAAAGAAUAAAGAGAGGCUGAAGAAAAAGAAAAGUUAAGAUUGAAGUAAGAAGAACUUGAAAAACAAAGACAAUAAAAUUUAUUAACACACAACCCACUUCUUGAUCAAUCUUCUGGCUACAACCUCAAAAAGAAAUGGUUUGAAGACUCAGUUUUUAAAAACCAAGCAAAGAAAGAUAAAGAUGAAAAGUAAAGAUUCAUUAAUGACAACGUGAGAAGUGAUUUCCACAGGAAGUUCCUUAAAAAAUUUAUUUACACAUGA